AGACUUCUUGGUCAAGCCAAAAAGAUUGCCGGCAGAAUGCUCCUACCCCACCAUGCCUGGCCCUUUACCUUACCUUAAGAAGAGAAGAGGGGGUAUGAAGCGUGGGAAACAAUGCAAGAAGUGUAUGAUAAACAGGUAACCUUAAGGAGUGGCGGCAAAGCUCUUGAUUGAUCAACGCGAGUGAACUGUGCUUAGACGCUUCGUAAAACCGCACCGAUCUACGAGAGGAGCUGAUGGAUGAGUAGGCUUCCCCUUUCGAUUUACGGAAUGUGUGUGAUCUGGGACACGAUGGGGGUUUGCGUGCCUCGGUAGGAAAGAGAUCACCGGAGUAUAGCACAAGAUCGCCUUUUUUUCUUGCUGCCAUGGGGUCGACCUGUAAACAAGGUAAACCCAAUGGGAACCAAAAAAGGGAGGGUACCACAUUGACAUUGGGCAGAAGACGAUCCAAAAAGCGAAGGCUCACCCCCUUCUCACUUAAAGGGAAGGCGAUCGGCAGUGAGGGAUGCUUACCUUCUUCUUAGAGAGAGGGGAAAGGGGCAACCUAUCUUACUAAUAAUAAGAAAGGGGGUGGCAUCGACUGGGUUUUUAAACCCAGUUGGUGUAAGUAAGGGAUGAAUCACCCCUUGCGGUCGGAUUGCCAGAAAGGGUGCCGACUGUCCAUGAGGCGAACAAUCGGUAGCGAGAUACAGAUCCGGAGAGAUCUGGGUCUUCUAUCUCAACAUUUGGUUGUUUAACCUCACUCCACGACGCAUGGAGUCCCAUUUGUUUGGUUUGGUUAACUAGGUGCCCCCCCACGACUGAUGCGACAUUCAGUCGUUUAGGCGAGUUUUGGUGUUUAUUAAGAUACACCAGUUUGUCAAAUGAAUCCGGUUGGAUUCGCAAAUGCCUUAUACUUUAGUAUUGACAUUUGAGGGCGGUGAUCUGGUCCCAGUGGAGGUUAGUCCAAUGACUGACUUCUGCAUCAGGUACCCAAACCUGAUAAGGAAAGACAUGAGAAUUCUUCCAGGUAUUUGUUUGACAAACUGUUGUAUCUUAAGACCAUCAAAUGGCACAAGAUUUUUGAAAAUCUUGGGCUAUUAGUAUCUAUCAAAAGAUAAUACUAAUAAUAGCUACCGGCGGUCUGACCAAGGAACUCUGUAUAGGAGCAUACCUCGUUGCCAAACAGGUAAUUCAGUUAAACCGACGAUCUAGCCCUCUGUUUACUGCUUUCUAAGAAAAACAAACAGCAACUUGCUGUAAGCAAGCGUAUGCAGGGGUCAGUAAGUCGCACAGUUUAUUACCUGUGCCAGUGUCUCUGACGAGGUCAGGAUACCAUUAUACCUUCCUUCCAUCACAAAAUGAUUAUGAAGAAGGAUCUGAAGGCCGACUUAUGUAUGGGUUCAUAUAUCUCUUUAGUCUUUGUCGGGCUCUUCGCCUGGCGAAACGGAUUGACAGAUCGAUAUUGAAAUCGAUAGUCACCCCUUCCACCGGUCUGCCAAGACAGUCUCAAUUAAGAAAUGAUAUUGUCGCUUUAUCUAAAGACCUGAUCCUAAGGUACUUUCCUAGUUUUCUCUCAACUCCCUUGUGUCAAGGGGUACGUUGGGAGCCUGGAAAGCGAGACCUUCGUGGAGGCCGUAAAGGUGAAAAGACGCGUGGAGGAAUAUUCUACCCUACCAUCUGCGUCAUGAAAUCGUUUGGUUUGUACAUCAAUAGCCAUUGUGACUAUGAUGCAGGGUUUCCUCUAAGGUCCCCUUUAUCCGAGACCCUUCUAACCAAAAGAAUGAAGAGAUAUCUCCAUAGUCUACAGAGACCGCUGAGAGUACCAUCAACUCUCUUUCGGGUCUAGACACUUCGGUGAGUCUAUUGACUCAGGCUCCCCUGGUAGACUAUCGCAAUCUACCGAGGCUGGCGCUGGUAAGAGACGGAUAUUCGCCAUAGGUAACUUUGUGAAUCAAAGGGUAUUGAAGCCUCUUCAUGAUUUCCUCAUCGCUUCGGUCUAUUCCAAUGGAUGGAACUUUGAAUCAGCUCCGACCGUUCGUUGGAUAGAUGAAAAGGUUUCAGUAAGGUUUAUUCUUUUGACUUGAAGUCUGCCACCGAUAGGUGGCCCCUAAGUCUGAAGACUAACCUUAUUAGAACUUUCUUUGGUAAGUCUGUUGGAGAUUGUUUAGAUGCAAUCUUCAGCAGAUCUAUCUUUGAAGUACCUUUCUUCGCUCAGUUCGAGGUGUCGUAUUCUUUAGAGUAGGACAACCUCUUGGCUUUCUGUCUUCUUGGCCUCUCUUCACUUUAACACAUCACUUAGUGAUGUUUUAUUGUGCAGAAAAGGUGUACCCAGGACAGCGCUUUACUAGGUAUGCCAUUCUUGGAGACGAUGUUUGUAUCGCCGACGAGAAUGUGGCCUGGCCUCUCUUCUUUAUCGCCAGACAGUAAAUGAUCUAGGUCUCGCAAUAAGAAAAGAAAGGGGGUGAGAUAGGCGACAGGUAGCUUGUCGCGGCCCGCAUGUGAUAAUAGUAAGGGAGGAAUCAAGAGAUCUUUGCCGGUGCUGACUUGGAUCUCGGGUGACGGAAUAAGGCGCCCAGAAGCGACGAGCAGUCGCGGUCGAAGCUUGGCUCUAGGCGAUAGGCUAGCUGUAAGCUUGGCUACAGCGAAGCGCUUACCAAGUGCGAAGGAUUCGUUCCUCUCCCAGCGGAUGCGCGUCGUUAGCCUUUCUCUAAAGUAGGCUUUCGCGCCCCCUUCCUUUACGUUGUUGGCCGAGCGUCUUCAAACCUUCGCCACUUGAGCCGUAUGCGGGGGAACUCGCACGUGCGGUUCUUAGGGGGGAGAGCUAGUGGGAACCAUCCUAUCCCAAUAGCGUAUAUUUGGAGCUCAAUAUGAAAUCAUCUUUUCUUGCAAGACCCGUUCGGAUAAGGGAAAACUCCAGAGAUUGCUUCGAAGUAAGAUCCUUGCGUUGACCCUCUCCUGAACCUGGGGGGAGGGGUUGAGAGGAAAAGGGGAUCCAAAUUUCCCAUCAAUAAAGUGAGGGCUUUCCUUUUUUUUUUUAGUGCCUUCCCCACCCCUCUUUCCUUACCCUCUCACUCCCCCUUUUUCAAGAAAAAAGCCCCGCUCCCUAAGAAGGGGCCCCUCUCUGAUAAGGAAGGAAACGAAAGAUUCUCCAUUUUAUGACAAAUCCGGUCCGAUGGCUGUUCUCCACCAACCACAAGGAUAUAGGGACUCUAUAUCUCAUCUUCGGUGCCAUUGCUGGAGUGAUGGGCACAUGCUUCUCAGUAUUGAUUCGUAUGGAAUUAGCACGACCCGGCGAUCAAAUUCUUGGUGGGAAUCAUCAACUUUAUAAUGUUUUAAUAACGGCUCACGCUUUUUUAAUGAUCUUUUUUAUGGUUAUGCCGGCGAUGAUAGGUGGAUCUGGUAAUUGGUCUGUUCCGAUUCUGAUAGGUGCACCUGACAUGGCAUUUCCACGAUUAAAUAAUAUUUCAUUCUGGUUGUUGCCACCAAGUCUCUUGCUCCUAUUAAGCUCAGCCUUAGUAGAAGUGGGUAGCGGCACUGGGUGGACGGUCUAUCCGCCCUUAAGUGGUAUUACCAGCCAUUCUGGAGGAGCAGUUGAUUCAGCAAUUUCUAGUCUUCAUCUAUCUGGUGUUUCAUCCAUUUUAGGUUCUAUAAAUUUUAUAACAACUAUCUCCAACAUGCGUGGACCUGGAAUGACUAUGCAUAGAUCACCCCUAUUUGUGUGGUCCGUUCCAGUAACAGCAUUCCCACUCUUAUUAUCACUUCCGGUACUGGCAGGGGCUAUUACAAUGUUAUUAACCGAUCGAAACUUUAAUACAACCUUUUCUGAUCCCGCAGGAGGGGGGGACCCCAUAUUAUACCAGCAUCUCUUUCGGUUCUUCGGUCAUCCAGAGGUGUAUAUUCCCAUUCUGCCUGGAUCCGGUAUCAUAAGUCAUAUCGUUUCGACUUUUUCGGGAAAACCGGUCUUCGGGUAUCUAGGCAUGGUUUAUGCCAUGAUCAGUAUAGGUGUUCUUGGAUUUCUUGUUUGGGCUCAUCAUAUGUUUACUGUGGGCUUAGACGUUGAUACCCGUGCCUACUUCACCGCAGCUACCAUGAUCAUAGCUGUCCCCACAGGAAUCAAAAUCUUUAGUUGGAUCGCUACCAUGUGGGGGGGCUCGAUACAAUACAAAACACCCAUGUUAUUUGCUGUAGGGUUCAUCUUUUUAUUCACCAUAGGAGGACUCACUGGAAUAGUCCCGGCUAAUUCUGGGCUAGACAUUGCUCUACAUGAUACUUAUUAUGUGGUAGCACAUUUCCAUUAUGUACUUUCUAUGGGAGCCGUUUUUGCUUUAUUUGCAGGAUUUCACUAUUGGGUGGGUAAAAUCUUUGGUCGGACAUACCCUGAAACUUUAGGUCAAAUCCAUUUUUGGAUCACUUUUUUCGGGGUGAAUCUGACCCUCUUUCCCAUGCAUUUCUUAGGGCUUUCGGGUAUGCCACGUCGCAUUCCAGAUUAUCCAGAUGCUUACGCUGGAUGGAAUGCCCUUAGUAGUUUUGGCUCUUAUAUAUCCGUAGUUGGGAUUCGUCGUUUCUUCGUGGUCGUAACAAUCACUUCAAGCAGUGGAAAUAACAUAACAAAGGCGAACAUUCCUUGGGCUGUUGAACAAAAUUCAACCACACUGGAAUGGCUGGUACAAAGUCCUCCAGCUUUUCAUACUUUUGGAGAACUUCCAGCUAUCAAGGAGACGAAAAGCUAUGUGAAGUAAAAGAAGAAAAGGUCGCCGACUGCUACUAAGAACCUAACAGAACUUUUCCAAAUUUGGGUUCCAACGAAGAAGAGUUGAGGACCAACUUCGACCUAAUUUUAGAGUUAAGAAAGCAAGCUCAGUUCAGAAUGGCUACUUACCAACAGAGGAUAGCGAGGUACUACAAGGCCGGAGUGCCAUUUUGAAAUUGGAUCGAGCUGAGCCGGAGCAGCUCCUACUGACUAUGACUGGACAGCAGUGGACUCUUUCUCAAGACCCUGCCACCCAUCUUUGAUUUGAGGAAGCAACCAUCACUGAAGCAAUGGAUUUUGUAGCCAGCUCAACUCCAUUUAACAGGUUAGUAGCGAAGGGUAAGGCUUCAUUCCCGAGUGGACGAGAAGAAGGAGCAACCCCUAUUAAGUUAAGGGAAGAGAAGAAAGGCUAUUUUACUAGACUAGCUACCGAGCUGACUCAAGGAAGCCGGAAAGAAAGGGCUUCAAGAGCAACAGAAACUCGAGCUGAGGAAUACGGAAGAGAGGCGGAUUCAACUCAAUCUUAGCCUAAGUUAAGUUCAGAGAAGAGAAUCAAAGGUCAACGGCCAAUGGAGGAUUUCUCCCUCCCCCGGAUUCAUCUUAAACCGACCGAUAUGCCGAGAUGACAUCCAGCACGAGAGCAAGAAAAGGAAAUGGUCUCCGUGCAGCUUCAAGUCACGCCACUCUCACCAAGAUAGAAUCAUGGUCACAUCUUUUGUAUAUCUAAACUUUUUAGAAGCGGAAUGCCAAUCGACACUGUAAUGGUAGCCAUCGGGAUUGAGUUCAGCUGCUUUUGACGAUACUGACGAAUGAGUAAACGGAAGAAUGAAUCAGAUGAGCUCCAGUCUGGACUCUCAUUGGUCAAACAGGCGCAACGAGCCAAGAUAUAAUAAAAGGGCACCGGAAGAGCAAGAAAAAGAGCUGUAUGAUAAUAGUCCUUAUCCUACCCACCCAAUUUAUUUAGUUUAUGGGAGUAGCAAGAACAGCUCAAUUUAAAAGCCGCGUACCAAAGAGCUCGAUCAGCUAUUCCAUUUUGAAGUCCGGUUGACGCCACUCGAUAGGAAGAAAAGAGCAGAAAGGUUUUUCGAAGGCUUCAAGCCCUGUUUCAGCUGAGAGCAUUGAUUCCCCUGGCACCUCUCUUCCACAGCUUGGCACGUUUCAAGAAGGUGCCUACACUAAAGUGUACAAAGUGGCAUAAAGUGAUUCUUUUCGGGUUCGGUCAGGAGGGACAAAAGAUAGAUGCUUUCUAUCAGUCAAAAGCGGAUACCGCCCCCCCCUCAUGCUCCCACGGUCCGCUUACCGAGGAAUAGAAAGGGAGGCUUAAGGUAAGGUAAGGGGCCAGAGCAAGUUGGGUUGGGGUAUAGAGCCGUAAGCGCGGUGGGGGGGUGACAGAGGACGCGCUCGUACGGUUCAAAGAAGGUUAUGAUCCAUUCGUUGAUUGUUGGGAACUUUAACUCCUCUAUAUUCGAAAUAUGCCUUUCUAGGAGCAUUACGAUCUGCAGCUCAAAUGGUCUCUUAUGAAGUCUCUAUUGGUCUUAUUCUUAUUGUGCGCCUUGUGAGCGCGUUUGGAUCCGCGAAGGCAAUCGCUCGGAUGUUCCCCUAACCCAACCCGGGAACGGACCGGAGGGAACCGCAGCAUGGGGAAUGUCCGCGUCUCGUCGCAAGGCUCAUUUUUCGUUUUUGGUCAUAGGACGGGCGGAUUUAUCUGAUCAAGGGCCGGGGCACAAGGGUCCUGGUACUAUCCAGGUGCGAAGAACCCCGGAGGUGACUGCAAUGAGCAGAAUUCUCACUCACCGGCCUAAACGACGAGCAAACACUCGAACGUGAGA
Arachis duranensis is the source of this 6558-nucleotide messenger RNA. Its product is annotated as cytochrome c oxidase subunit 1. The coding region runs from base 3135 to 4718 and encodes 527 amino acids. Gene Ontology annotation, cellular component: membrane. The transcript has a single exon. NCBI's taxonomy places the organism in Eukaryota, Viridiplantae, Streptophyta, Magnoliopsida, Fabales, Fabaceae. Gene Ontology annotation, biological process: mitochondrial electron transport, cytochrome c to oxygen; electron transport coupled proton transport. The record is from RefSeq and is a predicted model, not a curated record. Gene Ontology annotation, molecular function: heme binding; cytochrome-c oxidase activity.